AUGUCAACUUUUUCACCACCUCAACCUAAACAUUUACUUCCUCUCACUCCGACAUAUUUCCCACUUUCACCAACUCCAAUCUUACCUACACCUCCUUAUUCCCCAUUCAUUUGGUCAUCCGAUCUACCAAAACCUCCUUCUCCAACACCCAUAAAUAUGUCUACUUCGAAAAUUCAAACUCCUACAUUUGCCCGAGAUUCGGACGUAAUUCCAAACCCCGUUCUUACGGACGUUAGAAAAUCGAAUUCAGCUCAACCGACCCCGUUGCCCAAACUACAUUCUCAAUCAUUUACGGCCGCGAAAUUCAUCUCAGCACCUGCUAGUCUUAUCACCUUCCAACCGGAUUCAAAUCUUAUCCCAGGAUAUAUAAACGAUCCAACCAUCUCCCCUGUUAUCACUUCCAACAUGUUAGAAGCGAUCUUACCUAAUCUCAAAGAUGACGAUCAGAAUACAUUAGGUAUAAAUGGUAUGAAUGGUAUGAAUGGUGUGAAUGGUAUGGUUGAAGGAGGAAGAGGUGGAGGAAAUAAUCAAUUGAAUGGUUUAUUAGAAGAUUUAGAAGAAGGUAAAAUUUUAUCUUCAGAAUUCCAACAACAACAACAACCUAACCAACCUAUUUCUAGAGGUGGAUCUUUAAGAAGACCAAGAAUACCUAAAAAACAUUCAGCUUCACCAGGUAGAAGACAAGAUGUUCAAUUGAAAUUAGAAAUUAAACAACAAAUCGGAGCUUGGAAUUACGUUCCUCUAUGUAGAACAUUACCACCUCCACCACCUAGUAGUCCUGAACCUCAUAUCGGUCGACCAGAAGGAAUGUUAUGUCCUGAUUCGAUUUUCCCAAAACAAGAUCAAAUUUCUUCCAUACCUUUUCAACAAGAUUUAAAUCAUCAACAAUUUGUUCAUGUUCAAAAUCGUCAGUCUAUCGUUCAACCUGAUCAAUCUCUUGUUGAAAAUAAUCAUUCCUCCGUUCAACUCCAUCAUUCAUUUGUACAAAACAAUCACAAUCAUCACAUUUCUCAACAAUUACCUGAAUUUUCAAAUAUGCACAUAUCCCCUAUACCCGAACAACUUCUGAAAUCCACUUCUACCCUUCCUGACUCAACAUACCCGAUCCCAAGGAAUAUAGGAUGGGACGAUCUUGCCAACGCUCACACUCAUCAAUCACCAAAAGGACAAACUAAAUCACUCGGAGAUUAUUUCUCAAAGUUGCCAGGGAGAGAUACUUGGGUUGAGGAUGUUUCUGGGGAAGGGAUGGAAGUUGAUUUCGAGUGA
Tremella mesenterica DSM 1558 is the source of this 1266-nucleotide messenger RNA. RefSeq lists its product as uncharacterized. The transcript has a single exon. NCBI's taxonomy places the organism in Eukaryota, Fungi, Basidiomycota, Tremellomycetes, Tremellales, Tremellaceae. Bases 1 to 1266 code for a protein of 421 amino acids. The record is from RefSeq and is a predicted model, not a curated record.